UAUGCGUUCCAAGGGGAUAAGGGUAGGGGUUGGACCAGCCAUUUGUAAGUUCUUCCUUAAAUGUGAACGUAAACUCCACACUAGAGGCUUUGUAAACAACUAGCUAGUUUGAAACUAACUCUGUACGUUAUUCGGUUGCACCAUUAAGACAGAACGUAGCUAGUAGUUCGUAAGCUCUCCGUAAAGUAAUGCGUAGUCGCAUAAUAUGACGUGUACCUUCAAUAGUCCAAUAGCAGCAUUUGAAUUCGUGAGGAAAAGUUGUGGUGAAAUGUUGUGAAUUUCAAAACGUUUUUGAGUUAAACUUAUUUUACAUAACAUAAUAACGGUGAAAAUAAGUUUUGAUUUAAUGGAAUACUAUUUUAUUAUGAAAAACAUAAUAUGUUUUAAAUAUUUAUCAAAUUGAACAAGAUUAAUAAACAAAUACUAAUUAAAAUCAAUACAGCAUCAUAAAAUCAUAAUAAAUUACAUGUACGCGAUUUCAUUUUUCUGCCUACCGCCAAUGAAAUAAAAUAGAUGAUUUUAUUUUAACAUGCACGACACACACACGGAGGCGCGCUAGUUCAGUGGUUCUGCUAUUUUAUUCCCACGGUUACUCCUGACGGAAGGCUUCCGUAAGUACUUAGUUUAUACGUAACGUUACGCGUCAACUAAGUAGAAUGGUGCAAGUCAAAAUUAUUUAAUACUACGUAAAUUGAAAGUCAAAACUAGGCAACCGGCCCCAGAGCACCGCUUUCUGAGUUAGGUAUAACACCACUAGAUGGAGACACAAAAUAGUCUAAGCAUUGGGAUUCUAUAUCAAUCUUUUAUGUGUAAAUAAGUAUUAUUGAUUGAACAUAGUGUACACUAAUAAAGUUUUUUAAUCCUUUACUCUUCUUGUAAUUGGCUUUAAUGCUAAAAUACACCACAAGACUUUUGCUUGGAUUUUCAGUCUGGACUUGUUGCAGAAAGUUUGUGCCAGUCUGGACAUUUGAUCAGUUAGUCUGUUUCUAUCUGAAACUUAAUAAAGUCUGCAAGUGUAUGAUGUCUAGUUAAAAAAAAAUCUGUUCAUAUUUAAAAGUCUUGUAGUGUAUUCAAGCCAUUAGUAGUAACUGCCUCAUUAUAUUGAAGUGCCAUAUGCAAAUAUUCACGAAUAAUGUGAUCAAUAUCUAUUAAAAUUUCAAUUUUUAUAAACAUACACGUAGAUUAAUGGAGGUUAGAAAAUGUUAAAAUAAUAAGUAAAGCAUUUAAAAACAUCCUUAAACAAAUACACUUAUAGCCUAAACUUAAUUUUAUAAAGAAAAGCCAAGAUUAGCGUAAAAACUUGGUCUUGGUACAUGUCAGAAGUCUGGCAACAGCAUUCUGAAUAAAUUGCAGGCAGGACAGAUCAUGGCGCUGAGAGGUUCCCAAAUAAAGAACAUUUCAAUACAUGUGCACUUUUAAGGGUUUGGUAAAAAAGGGGCCAAACUACUUUAAUUGUAACUGAAGUUAUUACAUUGACAACCUAAUUCUGAUUAUAAGAAUGGAGCUUUAAUGGUUUUUGCCAAUCAAGAUUUGCAAAAACUUCACUAGAAGGUUAUAUCUGUUAACGUUAGUAAAUGCAUAUUUAAUCCUUGUUAAUUGUAUUUAUUGUCAAUACAACUGUUCAUGUUGCAACGAAUGUUAACAAUUACAACCUUUAUUUAAAUUUGAUUUAAAUGUAUAAGUAAGUUAACAUAAACCAAAAAUACGCUGUAGAAGUAUAGUUUGUUGUUGGUUCAUGUUACCUAAUUCAAUAAUUGUUACAAAUACAAUCUUAUUGUAAAGAUUGACAAACACAAUACUCAUGCAAUCGAAAGUCAACAUUAUGUUAUUGGUUAGCUAUUGUCCAUAAUACAUUAUCAAUUUAACAUAGCCUAAAGUUACAUAGUUUAGGAGCACGUGACUUAAUUGUUUAUUAUGAUCUUAAAAAAAAUCUUAAAAUGUAUGUUUUAACGUUUGAAAUUCUUAUUGAAAUGAUUGAAUUACGUUGAAAUUGUUUUGUUGUUUUAUAGAUUGAAUUGAUCCCCAUCGCUCGAAAUACACAUGUGCACUAAUGUCAAAUGAAAUCAUAAAUUCGGGCGCUAAAUUCGGAUAAUUUUUUAAAUUCUUCAAAAACAAGACGCGCAUUGUUGAAGUUGGGGCCCAGGGUAGAACCAUAGACGCUUUUGUUCGGGUCUCCCCGUUCUUGCGAUGGCCUGCUGUCGAUCAAGAUGCAAGCGUCCGCCCCCAUCGGCCCUUUCACUGCUGCAGCUGGCUUUUCACCGUAUGCUCACUGCAAUCUGUGCUGGAGAGGCCGACGGCGACGGAGCUACACCUUCAGUAUUAAACCCGGCCUAUGAAACGCUUAUGACGCUCGCCGCCAAAGAAAAGAAAUAACACGAGGUAAGUUUGAACGUACUGUGAUGUGUAAUUUCAAUACAUUCUGACUAUGUAGUUUUACAUAUUAAGUUCCGCGAUGGUUAAAUGCGCGGUCGAUUUCGAAAAGUGGCAUGUUUGCGGAAGUGACCGCGCGGUCCACGAUUAGCCGCCUCUGUUAUUUUCCUAUACAUGUAUGUAUUUUCAAAAAUAUACUUUACUCUCACGUACAUUUUGUCGACACGUUAAAUUCUUGGAAAAGUCGACGAUGCUGUUUGGGUUGGCCGUAAACGAUGGGAAGUUGACUAGCCAAGCGGACCCGUAUGAAAAAAAUCAAAAUGGCUUCCAUCUUUGUCGUCUCGGCAGAAAGGUUUAUACCUUUGUUUCUCCGUCUCACGUGUCAGGGAGUCUUAGCGCACUUUUUGACCACGUCAGUGCGGUGGGGGAGGGGAAGUGAGUCUGGCUGGGUGGAGCCUGUAUGAGCAAUGAUACAUUCACUGUGGAUGAAUGACCGAAUCCUGUAAGUUUGAUUUAGUUUAGACCACAGCUACUAGAAGAAUUGCAUAGUCUAGCACUGACAAUUUUAGUUUAAUAUUCUUUGAUGAUCACAUGUAGCAUUAAAUAAAUUAGUUAUUUUGAUUAGGUGCUUGUGUAAAUUGAUAUACAAAUGGUCACCAGGCGAUCUGCACAACCUGUAAUAAUUUAACGCAGUGCUGGUAUGAUGGUUGUAGUUUUAGUUGCAGUGGAUGUGUGUCAGCUUGCACUCUGGUCUCUUUUUCAACAGUGCUGGGAUGUCACCCAUGCUUCAGGUAGGCAAACCACCAUGCCAUUAAUAUAUCUGGUUAACAAUGUGGUUAUGGGUUUCAAAUUCUUGUGUGUGAUUUUUUUGGUAACUGACUGUCAAGCAAAUCAUCUCCAUUAUGUUAAGUCAUCCCUCUUAACAUGAAACAACUUUGCAAUUUAUGUGGUGGUAUUUGUGUGCUUGCACUCAAUGGAUUUGUUGGUUUGCUUGUUUUGCGUAGAGUUUGAUGUGUCAAAUGUUACUCAUUACCAUUGUUUAGCUAUCGUCCUAUGUCUUCCCCACCUCUCACCUACCCACCAGUAUUUGACAAAAGUAGCUGAUCAGAGGUUCUUGUGCCCCCUCCCCACUCCUCCCAAAAUACACGCACACAAACUUGACCAAGAGCUGGUGUGAUGACGGAUUAUGUGCUUUGUCAUGCUGGUUGUGUUUUUUCCUAUACUGGAUGCAUGUUUGUUACUUUUAGGCUCCUGUAACCCUGGUUGGCUGGCCACGGAGACAGGGAGUCCUCGUCUUAAUACUGUCGCUCUCCACAUUAUACUUACUGUUUGGGGUAUCUACUUUACACUCAAUUUUUAUUCAUAAUCAAAGCUUGAAGCACAAUUCCAACAUUUUGUUACCUAAUUCAUUUGAUGUAGUGUUUGAAACAAAGACCUGAAAACAUCUUUCGUGCUUUACUCUAGGUUCCUGUGGAUUGAGCAUGAACGCAAGAUGUGGUCUGUGUCUGUGACCUUGAAAAAUAUACAUAGAUUGGUUACUUUAUUGAUUUUUAGACUUCAAUCACCAAGGCAAAACAUGUUCUCCAAGGGCACCAAGCGUAAGUUUUCUGAUGGUGGAGAAGAGAUAUCAGAAGAAACCCUUGUAGGCGCAAGGAUGGCAUCUUCGUACAGCUUGCAACGGCAGUCGCUGCUGGACAUGUCCCUCAUCAAGCUCCAGUUAUGCCACAUGCUAGCGGAGCCCAACCUCUGCCGCUCGGUUCUCAUUGCCAACACUGUCAGGCAGAUUCAGGAGGAGAUGACCCAUGAUGGCAGCUGGCAGGUGGUCACCGAAGCAUUUUGCAGUGCAGGCCAGAGCCCAUCUGAGCGCUUGGUUGCCACUGAGGUUCUCUGUCGGUCGCGGGAGCAGGAUGCAGAACCUAAGCUCUUUUCUGUCAUCAGCUACGAAAGUUGCAGAGAAGAGGAGGUGGUAGCAGACGACACAUUGUGCUCUGUUUCAGUUAGCGAUGCGGUUUCCAACGUGUGUUUGACAGGGAGUAUAGGGCAGUGUUGGGAGAAGAGUGAUGUAGAGACGGACGAAGAGGCCCUUGAAGACUCUAGGCUAGGUGGCUCAGGAGAAGACGAGGAGAUCGAUACAGAUGAUGAGCCCUCCAGGGAGGGUCCGAAGACCAUAGGACAAGUUUUUGGGACAUUUGAAAUAAAAAACAGUUCCCCGGGUCCUGACUCUGCACUUGAGGAGUUAUUCUCAGAUGUGGACACAUCCUACUAUGAUCUGGACACCAUGCUUACUGGCAUGCAAAGUGCACCCAAGAUGGGCCCUUAUGACCUACUUGACAGCUUGGCACCUUCACAUGGUUCCUCUUCUAUAGUGUCCGCCCCAAACUGUCGUUCUGAUCUAAAUGAACUAGAUCACAUCAUGGAAAUCAUUGUGGGCUCUUAGGUUAAACCUUAUUCUGAGAUUUACACAUCUGUCUUAAUGUUACUGACUUUUCAGUUCUGUAUGGAAAGCGAGUUAAAUAAAGCGAGUCCUUUCAGUGUCAAGAGUUAAAGGAUGGCUUUGAUUUAACAAGCUGACCAUAGACCAUUUAUUUACAUACCCUUUGUAUGUUUUAAUGUUUCUUCUUCUGUAUGUGUCUGUCCAGACAUGCUGUUUUGUUUAAUUUAUUUGUUAUACUCAUAACACUAUGGAGUGCAGAACAAAAUGUAUACAGAAGUUGUAAAGCUUGGGAUAUUUUCAUAAGGAGACAAAUGAUUGUCUAAAAUUUGUACAUAAAUAUAUAUAUAUUUUUACCAUAGAUUCUGCUUGAAAUGUUACUGUACAUUAUGUACAUGUUCUACAAAUUGAUUUUAAUGAAAGAGAUUAGAUUCAUAUGUGCGACAACUCUGCAUUCUUCUGUUUUUCACAGUCCAUAAAAAACUGAAGGAACAUCAUUAAGGACUAGAUUAUAGUAAAGGCAGGUAAACUUUUGACACAUGUUUUACAUUUAUGUGCUCAUUUGCACAGUAUUUUUUUCCUCUCAUGAUUUGAUUGCAGUGAGCUGUCAAUUUGUUGUUACACGUCAAAGUUCUUAUAUUUGUCUUAUCAACAAAUGAAAAAUAAUGGGCCAGCCCAUUCUAUAUUGUGACUUAAUUUAUUUAAUUUAUUUACAGUGAGUGUUGGCUGUGGUCAAACUCGGGGUGGCUUUUUUGUCUCUAGAGAAAUGAAUUGUCUUGGUUAACCAAGGCCUUUGCUCAUUCAAUUUGGAACAUGUUGGAAUUUGUCACAGAAUAAGGGUUUGAUCAGUUAAUUUGCAUCAAUUAUUGGUUUGUGUUAGACAUUUUAUUACUGGCAGGUGGCUAAAGUAUAUCUCUCUUUUUAGACCUUUGGACCUCUCAUAAUAAGAACUGUUCUAUGCAUUGAGUGUAAAAUCACACUUUCUAUGCAUUAAGUGUUCAACAAGCAUGUAGUACAGUAUUCCUUUUAUAUAUGAAACGAGCCAUCAUGAGUUGUUCUUAUUUUAUCGUUAAUUUCCCUUCCUAGGACAUACUGUAUAAUAUUUGGUCUUGUUUAAAAUUAAUUUUGGCAUAAACUAUGUUUGUGCAAGCCAUACGUUUUUACACUUGGAUAAAUGUUUUCUUUUACAUUCUCACACUUAAAGUCCAAGAGGAGAAAUGUUUUAUUGUAUGACCUUAAACUAGUAUAGAGUAUACACAUUUUAUAUGAGCAUUGUAGCUUUUUUAACAUUUUUUAAUAAAAGGUACAACUUUUAAAAGA
This is a messenger RNA of Triplophysa dalaica, 6121 nucleotides long. It is a transcript of the gene cdca4, whose product is annotated as cell division cycle associated 4. Bases 3863 to 4807 code for a protein of 314 amino acids. The transcript has 3 exons. Lineage: Eukaryota; Metazoa; Chordata; Actinopteri; Cypriniformes; Nemacheilidae. Gene Ontology annotation, cellular component: nucleus. Gene Ontology annotation, molecular function: transcription regulator activity. The record is from RefSeq and is a predicted model, not a curated record.